This is a messenger RNA of Serendipita indica DSM 11827, 1599 nucleotides long. Lineage: Eukaryota; Fungi; Basidiomycota; Agaricomycetes; Sebacinales; Serendipitaceae. The record is from the annotation of a GenBank genome assembly.
AUGUCUGUAGGCGAUCGUGUCUGUUUCCACUCCGACUUUGGGACCAUUCGUCAUGUAGGGCCACUGGUAGGCAAAAAAGGUCAAUGGCUUGGUAUCGAAUGGGAUGAUGGUCAACGCGGCAAGAACGACGGAUCCAUCGAUGGGACGCGCUACUUCACAGCCAAAUCACCCACUGGUGCCUCGUUUCUUCGUGCCACAGCACCCUCUCUCCAUCUCGGACGGACAUUCACAGAGGCUCUACGCGACAAGUAUAUCGAAGAAAGAUAUGAUGACUCGAAGGUCGAAUCAGUCGUGCUGGGUUCUAGUGACGGAGCGAUUGAGGUCGAGGCGGUCAAUCUCAACAAAGUGCGCAGCAAGUUUGCCCAGCUGAGCAAGCUCAAAGAGGUUGGACUGGAGAACUACAUGAUUGGGAAGGCCGGUGAUGAUAUACAGCCUGUCUGCCCUAACAUUAAGCGAUUGGAUUUAUCUCGAAACCUCUUCUCAGACUGGAAUGAAAUUGUUCGUCUAAGCGAGCAGCUUCCUCAUCUCGAAAGCUUGACAUUGCACUACAACUAUUUUCGCCCUCUGAGUGCGCCGCUACAAGGCUCAUGUAGAUCGCUCGUAGAGUUGCUCCUUAAUCGAACCAAUGUUGACUGGAAACAGGCGCACUUGAUUGUCUGUGCAUUUCCAUCUCUGCGACGACUCGAACUUGGAUUCAAUGAGUUAGCUACGCUUGAAGAACCAUCAAGCACGGGCGCGUUGCCAAAUCUGGACUCGUUGGUCCUUGACGGAAAUGUUCUGACCAACUGGAAUGCCCUUAUAAAGGCGAUUAAACCACUCAGAAGCCUCUCGACGCUCAUGGUUUCUGACAAUCAAAUCGGAGCCAUCCCCCUACCGACGUCUUCAGAGGUCCUCCCGAAGACUGACACACUCUUUCUGGAUUCCAACCCGUUGUCGAGCUGGAAUGAUGUCGAUGCUCUUGCGCUUUGGUUCCCAAACCUUUCAAACUUGCGGCUCUUGGACGUUCCGCUCUUCAAUGGCGAGUGCAAAGAAGGAAUUGGAUACGCACGGCUCUUGGUAAUCGGGCGACUCAAGUCCCUUCGGCGGUUCAACUCUAGCGCAAUAUCCGAAGAAGAGCGCAAGGACGCGGAAUUCUUUUAUUUGACAUGGAUCGUUCGGAAUGUGGAGCGGAAUAAGCGAGAGUCAGAGCAUCCUAGAUGGAAAGAAUUGGUUGAGCGCAAGUACCGGGUUCUCUGGAUAGUCCAUGGCGAACCAGAAGAAGAGGCACCCAGAGUGGAUACAACUCGAUUGCAGAGCCGACUCAUUACCAUCAAUGUAUUCGUACUCACCGAAGUCCCGCAAAUGGGGACGUCGAAGAGGCCUGAACAAAAGUUUCAACAAUCUCUACAACUCUUGCCCAACAUGCCGAUCAAGACACUGCGACUCAAACUCCUCAAAAUAUUCAAGGCGAAACCCACGACCCAGAUCAGAGUAUUUGUUGAUUUGGUACAAGAGGGAAGCCCGACUGGGUCCUGGGGUGAAAUUGAUCUCGCGAAACAGGCGGAUCUGACGUGGUGGGGUGUCGAGAAUGGUGGGAGUCUAGGGAUUGUUCUUCCAUAG